AUGGCGUUCUUUUCCGCCUACGGCCCUCCCGAUCACUCGGAGUCCGAUAAUCUGGGGGUGGACUGGGUGGUUCGCUAUGAUUUUGAGAAUCUCGAAUUUACCCAGGCCGUCGAAGAAUUCCGUACCCUCAUCCAUGAUCUCGAAGAAGCCCAUCUACAGACCCAGGUCCGCCAUGGUCAUGGCUCCUCGCUGCUGGUGUUCAUUCGGGUACCCCGCGAUCACCUAGGAAAAAUGGUCCAUCAAUCUCGUGUGAAAGACUGGCUAUAUGGAAUUGCUCACGAGCUGCCCGUUGGCGACGACCAAACGAUCGCCGAAUCCGAAAGCCCUGCCGAAGAACUCCGGUCGGUAUACCACGCAGUGACGUGGCAGAAGUCGCUGGGAGGUGCUGGCAUCACGGCGCAGCAUGGUCCCUGGAAGCAUGUCACCGCGGCUAUCCCGCUCCACGACCCGGCCGCAAACGCUGAGCUGUUGCGGAAAUGGAGCCGGUCGAUACUUUUGACACCGGAUGACCUGGACGCUAUUAGAGCUUUGUAUGGCGAGAAGGUUGCUUUUUACUACGCCUUCAUCCAUUGCUAUUCGACUUUCCUGUUCUUCCCCGCCGCAUGGGGCGUCUUUUCAUGGCUUUAUCUGGGUCCUUAUUCCGUCGCCGGCGCCGUGGUCAACUGUCUGUGGUGCAUCGUUUUUGUUGAAUAUUGGAAGAUUCGCGAGACCGAGCUUAGCUUGCGAUGGAACGUGAAAGGUGUGGGUGCCCUGAAGGUGAAUCGUGUGCAAUACGUUUGGGACAAAGAGAUCAAGAAUCCCAUCAGCGGAGAGACAGUGCGUGUUUUCUCGGCCCACAAGCAGCUUCUUCGCCAGCUCCUGUUGAUUCCUUUUGCUACGGUCGCAAGCUUGGCACUCGGAACGCUGAUCGUGGCCUCGUUUGCUUUGGAGGUUUUCAUUUCUGAGGUGUACAACGGCCCCUUCAAGAGCUACCUGGAGUUCCUGCCGACCGUGCUUUUCUCCCUUUCGCUGCCUUCAAUCACCAACGUGCUCACCCGGGUCGCCCUCCGGUUGACCAAGUACGAGAACUACCGCACCCAGGACCAGUACGACCUAGCUCAGACGUCAAAGACUUUUGUCAUGCACUUCAUCACGGCGUUCCUGCCCACCAUUCUGACCGCUUUUGUGUACGUCCCGUUUGGCGAGCGCAUCCUGCCGUAUCUCGACGUGUUCAGCGUGCGAGGGGUGUCCAACACCCUGAACCCGUCGCAAGUGCACAUUGACACCUCUCGAUUGCAGCAGGAGGUUAUCUCGCUGUCUAUCACCGCACAGGCUCUCAACUUUGGCGAGGAGGUGGUGUUUCCCUACGCGAAACGCGUGCUAUUGCAGAAAUGGCGUGAUUGGCGCGAAAAGCGAGGAACGGCAGGCCACGCCAGGAACCUUUCGAAACAGACCGAUCGAUUGUUGGCCGAUUUGCCCGACGAGGCCGGCUUUCUCACGCGCGUUCGGAACGAGACCGAAGCAGACGAGUACGACGUGCAUGAAGAUAUCUUGGAGAUGGCCGUUCAAUACGGGUAUCUAGCUCUCUUCGGCAUAUCGUGGCCUUUGGUGCCUCUAGGAUUCUUAGCCAAUAACUGGCUGGAGUUGCGCGGCGACUUCUUCAAACUGAGUCUGGAGUGUCAGCGACCGCCGCCUAUCCGUGCCGACUCGAUAGGACCGUCACUGCAAGGGUUAGAACUUCUCACCUGGCUCGGAUGUUUGUCCACGGCCGCCAUUGUAUACUUGUACCGCGACGGAAUGCAAGAGGUGAAUACUACUUCGCUACUCCUGUCUAUUCUUGUGGCAGAAUGGGCCUACCUGAUGGUGCGGUACGCAGUGCACACGGGCUUGCAGAAAUUGACGGAGGGGGUCAAACGACGAGAAUCGGCCAAACGGUAUGCAGUCCGCAAGGCGUACCUGGAUACCUUCUCGGAAUGCGCGUCUCCGCGCAGCAAGACCAAGGUGCGCUUCCAGGACCGGGUCAGCGUCUACACCACCUCUACCGACGUGAAGACGGGCUCCGAGGAAGCCCUGCACGGAGAACAAAAUGGCAACGGAAAAUCAGAGAAAUUCUGGUCGUGGCCUCAGCAGGAGACAGCGGACGCAGGCGUUCGGCUGAUCAAGGCAUUGAGCUCGGAGAGUAAGCCCGUGAAAGAUGCGAAGGGAGCGUAG
Molecule: messenger RNA, 2190 nt
Organism: Aspergillus affinis
Lineage: Eukaryota; Fungi; Ascomycota; Eurotiomycetes; Eurotiales; Aspergillaceae
Product: anoctamin family protein
Exons: 4
Coding region: 1-2190 (729 amino acids)
Biological process (GO): chloride transmembrane transport
Cellular component (GO): cortical endoplasmic reticulum
Molecular function (GO): chloride channel activity
Source: RefSeq, a predicted model, not a curated record